Molecule: messenger RNA, 4850 nt
Organism: Diaporthe batatas
Lineage: Eukaryota; Fungi; Ascomycota; Sordariomycetes; Diaporthales; Diaporthaceae
Product: DNA-directed DNA polymerase delta subunit POL31
Exons: 4
Coding region: 96-1640 (514 amino acids)
Biological process (GO): DNA strand elongation involved in DNA replication; DNA replication
Cellular component (GO): delta DNA polymerase complex
Molecular function (GO): DNA binding
Source: RefSeq, a predicted model, not a curated record
GGACGCGUCUGCUGGACCUCACCCCAAAACUUAGCAGCAGCCUCUCCCUACCACUGCGGUCGUUAUUCGUGCAUACAAGUCCAAGUAUUGCAAAGAUGGUGACCCUGGACGAGAUUGAGUCAAUGCUGCUCCAGCCGCCUUCCGACGAUGCGCCGCCGCCGGAGCCCCUUGAGCGCGCCAAGUCGGCCUACAAGCCGCUGGAUACCUUCAAGCUCGAAAAGGGCCGCAGUUACCAGCAGCAGUACGCCGACACGUACUUCCUCCGGCUGACCAAGAUAAAGCCUGCCGUCGAGCAGGUCGCCGAGGCCGCGUGGGGGGGCACCGUCAUCGGCGGCGAGACGGCCAAGAAGGCCGACCGCGUGCUGGACGUGCGCCAGGGCGAGCUGUGCUGGGUCGCCGGCACCGUGUACAUGGACAUGUCGCUCAAGCCCAACAUCCUGGACGACGUCUCCAAGGACAAGUGGAUCUCGGCGCCGACGACCGUCGGCAAGUACUUUGACGGCGUCGACGACGCCGACACCAUCAUGCUGGAGGACGACUCGGGGCGCAUCCGGCUCACCGGCGACAUCCUCAAGUCCGUCAUGCUCGUCACGGGGUGCAUCAUCGCCGUCGUCGGCACCGAGAAUGCGAGCGGCGACUUUGAGGUGCUCGAUGUCAAGUUCGCCGACCUGCCGCCGCAGCCCGAGAGGUGGGCGCUGUCGGAGCUGCCACAGAACGAUGCGAAUGGCCCGGCGGCGAAGGGGAAGAAGGCCGCUGCGAGAUCCGAGGACGUCGAGAUGACGGACGCCUCGGCCCCCGGCGGCAGCAGCAGCAAGAUUGCGAUUGUUUCGGGCCUCAACUUUGACGGCAACGACACCUCGUACGCGUUCGAGCUGAAUCUCCUCCUCGAGUACCUCCUCGGCCAGGCCCUGGAUCCCAGCGCGCAGGCAGAAAUCUCUCACAUCAGCCGCCUGAUCAUCGCAGGCAACUCCAUCGCGGCCGCGAACCCACGGUUUGGGGAGUCCGCCGGGGAGAAGAAGGCCGCGCAGAAAAAGUACGGCUACGACGCCAGCUCGUACAACGCAUUGCCGUCGACGCUCCUGGACCGUUUCCUGGCCGCUCUGCUCCGCACAAUGCCCGUCACCGUCCUCCCGGCAGAACACGACCCUGCCAACGCCAGCUACCCCCAGCAGCCAAUCCACACCGCCAUGUUUCCCAAGUCCAGGCCGUACGCCGCCGCGCCGAAUUCCAAACAGAAGGGCUGGCUGGACCUGGUGACGAAUCCGUGGGAGGGAGAGGUGGACGGCUGGAGGUUGCUCGGCACCGGUGGCCAGAAUGUGGAUGACCUUUACAAGUACAUCGACAGCGAGGACAGGGUUGGGAUGAUGGAGGUCAUGUGCCGGUGGAGGUGCAGUGCACCGACUGCGCCGGACACAUUAUGGAGCUAUCCAUUCCAGGACGACGACCCGUUCGUCAUGACUGAGUGUCCUCACGUCUACUUUGUGGGCUGCCAGCCCGAGUUUGGCACAAAAGUCGUCGAUGGCCCUGAUGGACAGCAAGUCCGCCUCAUUGCGGUCCCUUCGUUCUCCGAGUCAAAGGAGCUGGUGCUGCUUGACACUGAGACCCUGGAAGUGUCACGCGUCAAGAUUUCAACGUCAUAGUUUAGUCCUUUCGGUUCCAACAGGGAGGGGCCUCGACUUUUGUCAUCUGGGAAGAUAUGCUGGGGAGGAAGUCAGUCAGUCCAUGAGGAAGAACCCCAGGUAGUUUGCACUUUGCUCACGAGAUUUGUGGCAUCACGAUACCAAUCAACAACAACAAGAUAUAAUUACAGAUUCUUAGUGGCUAUGUGAGAGCGAAGCGGGUGGUGGUUUUGUACAGAAUUGAAAAUUUACACUGCACCUACGAUCUUCCUUAUCUUCCUUCGGCCUGCCUGCACAUUCAGUCCGAGUCCGAGUCUGAGUCUUGGUAAUCGCUGUCUCCAUUGUCGCCAUCACCACUCUCGUCCCCGUCACCGAGUCCGUCGUUUCCAUAUGUAACCGGCAACGAGCCGGCGUGGCGACCAUACUGCCGCGGGACCACAUCGCACCUCUCGAACAAGCCUUCUGCGACGACCUUUGCAGGGUUCUCAACCGCGCGAGUGAUCAGAGAACACAGGUCGUCCAGCUGAUCGGCGGGAGGCUUCGCUGUUCCCUUGUCAAACGGGUUUGGCUCACGUCGCAUGUCGAACUUUUUGAUCAGGCAGAUUGGCUCAGCGACUGGUUCAGCAACUGCCUCAGCCUCGUCUUCAUCCUCUAUCUCAUCGUCGGUCUCAUCGUCAAUCUCAUCGUCGGUCUCAUCGUCGAUCUCAGCCACGGGCACAAGCAAAAACACACGCAGGACAAUGUACCUGGUGUUCAGAGUCUUCAGAGCCUGGACGAUCGGUCCAUUCGUGUAGAAGUAUCCAAUAACCGUCACCGUUUCACCCUCGACUUUAGGCGACACGUCAAUGGUGAUUCUCUCGAGGUUGGUGGUAACGUUAUCGCUCAGCCGCUCGAUCGCGACACCCAUCGCAGUGCAGUACGCGUUCUCUGUCCGGGAGGGCUCGAUCUGCAGCUCGAGGUUGCGAAAGAGGGGCAUGUACUUGGGCACAUUGAUGCGGCAGUUGGAGGACUGGAAAGCAUGGUGCCUGUGUGUGUCGCGGACCAGAUACCUAAAGACAUUCUCACCGUAUAGGUAGGCAACGCCGCUGCUGAACAUCGCCUUGCAGGUUCGAAGGAUGGCGGGGUGGAGACCUGAGCGCUGGUUGUGGUGAAGUUGCGACCAUUGGUGAAGGAGCCGAAUGGGGCCAUCUGCAAGCAGCAAGUAUUUGUAUAUGUUGCAUUGCAGCUCGACAGGCAGCGGGACCAGGAAGCAUUUCGUUCCUAUCGGGAUGUCGGGUCGCUGCUUUGGCCGCAAAGAAAUCCGCAACAGGUCCAGGGGCGAUGCUGCGAGCACCACGAUGCGAGAGGGGCGUGCCGGCUUCUCUCUGGGCUUGGCCUGGACACGAGUCCUCCGAGUGCCAACGGCGCGCUUUCGGACCACGACUUGAGAACCAGACUUGCGUCCUCGGCGUGGCUGGUACUCAGACGACUCAGACUCGUCAGAGGCCUCUCUCUCGAGGGGGGCAGACAAUGAUGUCUUAGCGAGGCCAAGGGCAAUGUUCUCGGUGCCCUCUCCCGCUGGUUCAGUCCUGGAGGGUGAUCCCAGAGCGCCGGAAGCGCCUGGGGACCCAGUUGCGAGCCCAUCACGCUGGAAUGGCAACUCGGUCAUCAGCUGCAUUCGGACAGGCGCCGGAGUAAUUGGCAUCGCACCCUGUGCCGGGGAUGGGUUGCCCUGGGUAGCUGGUUUACUUGUGGGGAGAGGUGUUCGUUGCUGCGGUUGCUCGAUGGCGCGUGGGGCCUUAGGUGUGCCCGGAGUUACCAGGCCAGACUCGUUCCCGACUGCGCCAGGCUUUGCGGUCUUGCGAGCGGGUGUAAGGGGUGUGCCAGCUGGAGUCUUCUCAGAUUCGUCUUCAGAGUCAGACUCGAGCAUGAAGUCGAGGUCCUUGUCGCCUUUAGGCGUGCGAGUGAUGGGUCGUUUCACAUCACGGGGAGCUGGACCACGUCCGUCUCGGGGAGUGUCAACAGCUUUGACUUCAGAGUCGCUGGUGAGAUCAACGGGAGCGGUGUCUGUGAUGAGUCUUGCAGAACGAUUGGCAGAACGAUUUGCAGAACGAUUUGCAGAACGAUUUGCAGAACGAUUUGCAGAAAGAUUUGCAGAAAGAUUUGCAAAAAGAUUUGCACUCUUGAACAGAGGCUUCUUGACCGAAUCCACGUCGUCGCCUGUGAGGUCGAUCACCAUCUUGGGGUCAAUUUGAGGCAUCUUGGUGUCAGUUCGAGGCGGACUGCCAUGGCGCGCCUUCUUGGGCGCCUUGUCACUGGCCAGGCGCUCUUCUGACCGCUUGCGCUUUGCGCGACGGUGACUGAGAUCCGUCACCGGCGACGGAGUCUUCAGUGGAGCCCCUCCCAGUCUCUGUGGAGGGGAGUGCUUGGCUUUGAUACUCGUUCCACGGUUGAGGGCACUGGCACCCUUUCCCGGGCAGUGAAGGGAGUCAUCAUAGGCUGGCAUUGCUGCUGUUUGGUGACAGCUUGGGAAUAGGGUCAGUCUCUGAUGGCAGUAUGCAGUGGCUGUGAGAUGAAGGGGAGGCUACUUACUUGUGGGACAAGGUCGAACGGGCCUGAGUUGUAUGUGUUCCUCAACACCAAGGGAUGAAGAUCACAAUCUGGAUUUGGAAUUUGGUCUGGAGCAGGUGUGUGAUGCUCCCGGAUGGAUGUGACUGAGAAUACAGACAAGAGAUGGUCCUAAAAACAGCAUGGAGAAGGGUUACCUUUGUGUUGUCUCUGGGGCAACAGCUAGGUGUGGUGUGUUGUGUUUGAGAUGAAGAUGAAGAAGGAGUCUGAGAUGAAGGAGUCUGGGGGGGAGAUGGAGUCCGAGAUGGAGAAGCAGUUGGAGAUGGAGAAGGAGUAAACAAACAUGAGUCUGAAGGAGUCCAAGGCGAAAAGGUUGAGUGAUGGUGUCCGGAAGCUGCCGGAAGCUGGCGGGGAGGGGGAUGGUGAUGAGUGAUCGUCCUGACCAAGGUGUGAGGAUGAAUUACUUACUUCUUGUCUCUGAUCCGAGAGGUGAGCGUGGGUUAUGAGAUGAGGGUGAAGGAGGUGUCCAAGAUGGGGGUGAAGGUGUCUGAGUUGAGGAAGGUGUGUGAUGUUGACUGGAAACUGUUGGGGGAUGGUGGUGGGUGACGUCCCAAGUAAGGUAUGAGAUGAAUUACUUACGUCUUGUCUCAAGGCCAAGAGUCCAGUGCAGAGCUCAAGAUGAAC